Dendrobium catenatum is the source of this 1344-nucleotide messenger RNA. Its product is annotated as exopolygalacturonase-like. The record is from RefSeq and is a predicted model, not a curated record. Lineage: Eukaryota; Viridiplantae; Streptophyta; Magnoliopsida; Asparagales; Orchidaceae. Gene Ontology annotation, molecular function: polygalacturonase activity. The transcript is spliced from 4 exons. Gene Ontology annotation, biological process: carbohydrate metabolic process. The coding region runs from base 1 to 1344 and encodes 447 amino acids.
AUGAAAUCAUGCAGUUUGCUGUUCAUCCUUCUCUGCGCAGUAGCACAUCUCAACAAUUGUGAUGGAGUCGUCUUUACAGACAAAAUAUUUAACGUUCUUCGCUACGGAGCCACCCCUAACGGUAAAAGCGAUGGAGCCCAAGCUUUUUCUAAGGCAUGGAAUGAAGCCUGUGGGACAGAUUGUGGAUGGUAUGGUAGCUUUAGGGUUAGGUGUAGGGUUCUGAUUCCGGAGGGUACCUUCUUGGUAGGGCCAGUGUCCUUCAGGGGACCCUGCAAGAGUCCUAUGGUGGUUCAGGUGAAGGGCCUGGUUCGGGCUCCGAUUAAUCUAGGGAACUUCAAGCACAAGGAAUGGAUUGCCUUUCGGCAUGUGAGCAACCUGUUGGUCACUGGAUUAGGCACAUUUGAUGGUCAGGGUCGUGCAAUAUGGCCGCAUAAGCAUGGAAAUAGCCUUCCACCGACCGGUGGUUGUCUAGCCACCGGUACUAACGGCGGUUUAUCCGGCGAUUGUCUAGCCGUUGGUACAACCGGCGGUUUGGCCGCCAGAAACGACGAUACCGGACGAUUGAUUGACGCCGUCGGAAAUACUUUAAAGUUUCUUCACGUGAUCAACGCCAAGAUUCGUGCCAUCACUCUUGUCGACUCCAAGUUCUUCCACAUGGUUAUAGGCCAAUCGCAGCACGUCACCGUCCUCGGCGUUCACAUCACCGCCCCCGGAAACAGCCCCAACACCGACGGAAUCCACAUCGCAUAUUCAUCCGAUAUCCGAAUCUCAAAGUCCAGAAUCUCCUCCGGUGAUGACUGUGUCUCCAUCGGACCUGGAAGUUCAAACAUAACGGUCAGCAAAGUCAGGUGUGGGCCCGGCCAUGGCAUCAGUGUUGGGAGCUUGGGAAAGAACAGUGAAGAUAAGGGAGUGAAUGCAAUAAGAGUUCUGAAUUGCACGCUUGCUGGAACAACGAACGGGGUGAGGAUUAAGACGUGGAGAGAUUCGCCUCGGAUAUCUGCUACGAAUAUAUUGUUUUCGGAUCUUGUGAUGAAGGAGGUUAGCAAUCCGAUUAUUAUUGACCAGGAGUAUUGUCCCAAUUCUUGCGAUGAAGAAAAGCCAGCUUCCAGAGUAAAGAUCGACAACGUGAGGUUCCAAAACAUAAGGGGAACUUCAGCUACUGAUGUCGCCAUCAACCUCGUCUGCAGCUCCUUUGUGCCUUGCGACCACAUAACACUCGAGAACAUUAACCUGAAGCCUCUUCCACCCAGCCCAGGCCUCGCCCCUACCGUCCCCUUGACCGCAUGCACGAACGUUGGAAUUGCAAAAGCCAUAGGACACGUAUUUCCUCCUCCUUGCUUCUAA